Oreochromis niloticus (Nile tilapia) is the source of this 1203-nucleotide messenger RNA. Its product is annotated as alpha-N-acetylgalactosaminide alpha-2,6-sialyltransferase 1-like. Gene Ontology annotation, biological process: oligosaccharide biosynthetic process. The record is from RefSeq and is a predicted model, not a curated record. Gene Ontology annotation, molecular function: alpha-N-acetylgalactosaminide alpha-2,6-sialyltransferase activity. The transcript has 9 exons. Bases 1 to 1188 code for a protein of 395 amino acids. NCBI's taxonomy places the organism in Eukaryota, Metazoa, Chordata, Actinopteri, Cichliformes, Cichlidae.
AUGGCAUUCAGUUGGACAAUUUUCUCUGGAAAACAUGAACUCAGAUUGGAAAACUUUUCGUUUCAUAUUAACCUCUGGGGACAGAAAGAAAAAACAGAUGUGCCACCUUCUGUGUCUACCACAGCUGUGGCUGAGACUCCAAUACCUCUCCUCUACAGAGGAAAUUUCACAAAGCUUCCUCAGUGGGAUUUUGAUGAUGUCUAUAACCAGGAUGCCCCACCUAGACCAACAACAUGUGCCCCAUCACUGCGAAACUCUCAGGAUGAGAACUUCAAGAAGGCUUUUCUUCCCAACAUACGUUUGUUUCUGCACAAGGACAACAUUAACAUGAGCGAGUGGAAUCGCCUUUCACAUUUUAACAAUCCUUUUGGGUUUAUGGAGUUCAAAUAUGAUGAUGUGAUGGCUUCAGUGAAGCUGAUUCCAAAGCCAAAAGAGCCACUGCUCCUCCCGAAACCAGGUGGUGAUGGCUGUGUUCACUGUGCUGUGGUGGGUACUGCAGGAAUUCUGAAUGGCUCAAAAGUGGGUGCAGAGAUCGAUGCUCAUGAUUACGUUUUUCGGAUGAACGGUGCCGUUACCAAAGGUUUUGAGGAAGAUGUAGGAAAUAGAACAUCAGUGUAUGUUCACACAGCGCACUCCAUCACCGCAUCACCUUAUUUUUGGGGGAAGUAUGGAUACAAAUCUGCCCCUCAUGAUGAGGGAAUAAAAUAUGUGAUGAUUCCUGAGGGCAUGAGAGAUUUCCAAUGGCUCGAGGGUCUCCUUAAAGGACAGCAGGUCUCUGGUGGUCAAUACAACAAGAAAUGGCCAAGGGACUACUAUUCAGGGCAGUACAAUGAGAGCCGAUUCUACGUUCUACACCAGGACUUCCUCCGAUAUGUGAGGAACAGGUUCCUAAAGUCACCUAAUCUGAAUAAUAAAUUCUGGGCAAUGGUCAGACCAACCAAUGGAGCAUUCACUCUCUUCCUGGCUUUGCAUACUUGUGACACAGUGGAUGCAUAUGGGUUCAUGACUGAUGACUAUAUGAAAUACUCCAACUACUAUGUUCAGAAGUACAUUAAAACUAAAGUAAUUUUCUAUUCCAACCAUGACUACAAUUUGGAGAAGAAUACAUGGAAAGACCUUCACAACAGAAAAAUAAUAAAGCUGUAUCAAAGAACGGAGCCAGAAUCAGGGACUGACAAGCCAAAGUAACACUGAGUCCACCCG